AUGUCAAAUAAAUUAACUAAGAAAGCUGCAAAUUAAAAAAAUCAAAAAAAGUAGCCUAAAUAAUAUGAAUCAAUAUAUGAUUAAAAUAACAAUACUGUUCAAAAAUUAUAAUAAUUAAAAUUCAGAGAAUAUGAAUAAAAUUAAAUCUAAAAAUUCAUAAUUUCUAAUGAUGAAUAUAAAUUAUUAUUUUUAACAGGAUAAUCAGGAACUGGUAAAACAUCUCUUAUUCAUCAAUAUUCCAGAUUAUGGAAAAUUAAGAAUUAUAAAAUCAUAUAUACAAAUGCUAUGGGAUUUUUCAAUUAUAAAGAAGUUAUAUAAUAUUUAUCAAAAUAAUUAUAAUUACGUGGAACUGAUACUCAUCAAGACUUAGUAAAGAAAUUAUAAAAACACACAUCAAGUAAACUGUAUUAAAUAUUUUAUUAAUUUUUAGGAUUAUAAUUUUGGAUGAAUUUGAAAAUUUAUUUAAAGGAAAUGAUAUUGAAGCUUUUUAAUUAUUUUAAUUAUCCAAAUAUGUUCAUCUUAUAGGAAUCAAUAAUAAUAUAGGGUUUCUAGAAGUUUAAUUUAAAAAAUAAUAAUUAAAAUACCUCCUUAUUAAAAUAUAUUUUUAGAACCUUACACUUUGAAUUAGGUACAAGAAUUAGUAAAUGAUAUUCUAAAUUAAAAAGAUAAUAUGUAAAUUAUAUUAAUAUAAAUUAAAGUGAAUUAGACAAAAAUAUUGUUAAAUUAAUGAUAUCAAAAAGUUAUAAUGAGAAAGGCGGAGAUAUGAGAUCGAUUUAAGAAGUUUUGAAUGAAAUAAUGAGAAAUGUUAAAGAUGUUAAGUCUAAUGAAUAAAUAAAUUUAAAUAGAGUUGAUUUCUAGAUGAAAGAAGUAGUUGGAAGUUUAGCCUUUAAUUAAUAAUUAAUCUUAAUAGGAUUAAUGGUUUUAUUGAAAGAUAAUAAAACUAAUUUUGAAAUAGAUAUGUAAGAUUUAAUAAGAAAAGUGAAUGAAAUUAAAUAUAAAAUGAGUUUAUAAUUAAAUAUAGAUUUAGAAGAGGAAAUAAUUGAAUUAUAGAAUUAUAAUUUUUUUGAUAUAAGAGAAGUAAUAAAAGAAUAGAUGAGUUUUAAAGUAAGAAUAAAAAAGGUAAAAUGUAAAUUUACAUCAGAUGAAUUGA
Paramecium sonneborni is the source of this 1150-nucleotide messenger RNA. The record is from the annotation of a GenBank genome assembly. Lineage: Eukaryota; Ciliophora; Oligohymenophorea; Peniculida; Parameciidae.